Molecule: messenger RNA, 1578 nt
Organism: Engraulis encrasicolus (European anchovy)
Lineage: Eukaryota; Metazoa; Chordata; Actinopteri; Clupeiformes; Engraulidae
Exons: 10
Coding region: 1-1152 (383 amino acids)
Source: RefSeq, a predicted model, not a curated record
AUGUCUCUCUGUACUCAAGUCAUUUUGUUAUUGCUGCCUUCUGUCAUUUUUGCCAGCCACUUCUUGGGUGGGUCAGUGACAUUUUCUUACAAUGCAGUAUUCCCAAAUGGCUCUUACAAGGUAAUGGAAAUGGAAAACAGUGGUGACUGGGUGAGCCUUCAGAAUGGGAUCAUUUCCUGGAGUUUACUCACAGUAGUGGACCUUGGAAACCGCUCUGACACGAAUAAACCAAACAGCUCCCCAGUCACUACUAGUAUAUCAUUUGUCAGAGUCCCACAGAACUGUCCACGAACAUACACGAUGAUAACAUUCGACCCAGACAGCGACCAGGGCAGGUGUCGUUACGGAGUAUCAGGAAAUGAUGAAUGCGUGGGCUGUGCGAUUCCUUCUGGCUUUGCCCUGGGUCAAACCACAAUCAACCAAAAGGACUUCUGUACUUUAAGUUACACCAGUGCCUCAGCUGGGUUCUAUGGGUUAGAGAUUGUUGUGGAGGACUUUCCUCAACAAACUAUCACAUUGUCCUACAAAAACGGCGGAUCAUCUUCCAGAGGACCGUAUAGUCCAGGUGCCAGCCCACUAAGCAGAAUUCCGCUGCAUUUUGUUGUUAAGGUUGAGGCUGCUGUAAGUUCUUGUGAAGAAGGCGUCUAUUUGCCAAAGUUCAUUGCCCCCACCCCUGCAAAUGGAGAGACAAUUCCAGCUGUGAUCAACCAGGAAUGCGAGAUCAUAGUCAAUGCAACAGCUUCAGCAUCAAGCAUUCAUGCCCUCCUCAUAAGUGGACCCCUCAACAUCACUGUCAACAACUAUGGAGGCAGCUCUACACAGUUUGCCCUGAGAUGGACUCCAAGAACUGAAGACCUCGGAGGAUACUUUCCUGUCUGCUUUGUGGCCGAAACCAGCACCACAUUCUAUCAAUCUGACAUGAGGUGUGUCCUCCUUGAAGUUGGAGAUGGCACAGACCCACAGCCCACAGCCCUGGAUGCUUCUGCUGAUAUUGUGGUUGGUAUGAGGAUGGUUGUUGAGUCUACAGUUGAUCUAACCGAUGAAAGUCAAUCAGAAAUCUUCAUUAGGCAGUUUCAAGAGGAGCUGAUCAAGAGAGGUCUACCCAACUCCACAACCGUGCGCUUGAGAAAGGUCUACCAGAGAGAUCCAUGAUGACUGUUGAUAACUCUGGGAGGUGAAGAGGGAUGCUAACGGUUACUGGACUAAAUGCAGGCCUUUAUAAAACUCUGUCUAUUCAGUUGUGGCAAACUGAACUGCUAAAACAUUUGGGUACUGGGUUGAUGUCAACAUUUGGUUCCACUUUUGUUUACUGUAUAUUCCUGUUACAUUAGUAGUUAAAUAUGAACAUGUUUUUCUUGAGCCUUUUAGCUGUCUCGUAAUGACAGCACAGUAUACUAAAUAUGCUUUCAGUACUUUGAUGGGCUGUUGUAAAUAAAAUGUUUUUUAGGGACUAGUUCCACAGAAAUGCAAGGAAAUAUCCCACAUUUUGUUGCACAUUCUGCUCAGGAGUGUGAACUUAAAACAUAUUCAGAAUUAUUCUGUCUUACAUUUUGCCACAAAAUUGAAAUAAAAAGAAAA